GUUAUGGCUGAGGACUUUGUGAAGAGAAGAGGAGAAAAGACGACAACUCGGAUUAUUUGAUUGGAAUUAUGCGUUUUUGGUGCGUUUGAUUGCGCACUGCGUUUAUGAACUGUGCUUUUUACGCAGCAGCUGUGAUGAGCUCCUAAUCGAGAAGGCUUUCAAACUGCCAAGAUGUCUCACGCACAGGUUGAGAUACCAGGACGCGGUUUCCCUGGCCUCCCUAUGAAUAUGACCGAAGACUGUUUAUCCCGGGUCCCAUCCGUGUUAAGGACGCACGGUUUGGGUGCGCGGAGGAACUCUUACGGGCUGCAGAAAAUAAGCAUGGACCUCGACUCGCCCCUGUACAGCGGCGCCCUCUCCAAAGCCUUGUCCUGGUCUGCUGAGAAUAUUUUAUCUUUGCAUGAGUCCAGAGCAGAGGAUGAGAAAACCGACGACUCUCCAGCGUCGCCGUCUCCUGUUUCCAGCCCGGGCACCAGCUCCAACACGCCCCCCUGCAGCCAGGAGCCAGACGCCGUCUCCCUCGGUGGGAACUGGGACCCCGUGGAGAGAUCCAGCGCUCAGGACGUCAGCUCGGAGUCUGAAAAUGAACUUCAGAACAAGCAGAACAAAAUCGUGUCUCGCAUCACGUUUGAUGCCCAGUGGGAGCAGGAGGAGAAGGAGGACGUGGAGACCAAAGCGGUGGCGACGUCUCCUGAUGGAAGAUACCUGAAAUUCAACAUAGAGAUUGGACGGGGGUCUUUCAAGACGGUCUAUAAAGGACUGGACACAGAGACGACAGUGGAGGUGGCAUGGUGUGAGCUACAG
This is a messenger RNA of Labrus bergylta (ballan wrasse), 804 nucleotides long. The record is from RefSeq and is a predicted model, not a curated record. NCBI's taxonomy places the organism in Eukaryota, Metazoa, Chordata, Actinopteri, Labriformes, Labridae.